Molecule: messenger RNA, 1269 nt
Organism: Leptinotarsa decemlineata (Colorado potato beetle)
Lineage: Eukaryota; Metazoa; Arthropoda; Insecta; Coleoptera; Chrysomelidae
Gene: nudC
Product: nuclear distribution C, dynein complex regulator
Biological process (GO): protein folding
Cellular component (GO): cytoplasm
Source: RefSeq, a predicted model, not a curated record
UUUACCUUCAUUUUACUGUGGUCUUGAUAUGACUGUUUUGAGAAUUUUGUGUUUUAUCGAUAUAUGAUAAUUAAAGCGAUUAUCCGGUUUAGGGUUUGAUUUUUGAUACAAAUAAUCUCGCUUUCCUUUGAAAGGUGUUCGCCAAUUUUCUGAACUUUACUGGUGUAUUUAAUAACUUUCGGCAAACAUGAGUGGCAGUGGUGACAAAACUGAACAUUUCGAUUCUAUGUUCCUCUCGAUUGCUCAGCAUCAUCCAGAAGGAGCUUCUCAGCUUCUCGAUACAUUCGUCAGUUUUCUCGGAAGGAAAACAGAUUUCUUCACUGGAGGAAAAGAGGGGGAAUGGGAGAAGCUAGUUAUGAAUACAUUCAGAAAGCAUGAAAAACAAAGUAGAGAAAAGCAAGAAGCUGAGCUGAAAGAGAAACGUGAGAGGGAAGCUCGAGCAAAAGCAGCUGCAGCAAAAAAAGCUGAAGCUGAAAGAGUUGAGCCUGCCAAAAUAACAGAACUAACUGAUGCUGAAGCCGAACAGCUUCAGGCCGAAAUAAACGCAAAGAAAAAUCCGUCAUCGUCCAGUUCACAACCUGCUGCCCCUAUCGGAGAUAAAAUCAAGGAAGACGAAGAUGAAUCAGAAAAGGGGAAGAUUUUGCCGAACAAAGGAAAUGGCUGUGAUUUGGACAAGUACAAGUGGACUCAGACUUUGGGCGAUAUUGAGCUUCGAGUGCCACUAAACGUCAACUUCAGAGUCAAGCAGAAAGAUCUUGUGGUUAACCUUACGAAGAAACAUUUGACAUGCGGAAUCAAAGGUCAACCGCCUAUCAUAAACGACGAUUUUCCUUAUGAAAUCAAGCUAGAAGAAUCCACUUGGGUCAUAGAAGAUGGAAAAUCACUGUUGUUCAAUUUAGAAAAGGUGAAUAAAAUGAACUGGUGGAACAAACUAGUUAACUCAGAUCCGGAAAUCAGCACAAAGAAAAUAAACCCAGAGCCGUCUAAGUUGAGCGAUCUAGAUGGUGAAACCAGGGGGCUAGUCGAGAAAAUGAUGUAUGACCAAAGACAGAAGGAAAUGGGACUUCCCACUAGUGACGAGCAAAAAAAACAGGACGUCAUUAAAAAGUUCAUGGAGCAGCACCCAGAAAUGGACUUCUCAAAAUGCAAAUUCAAUUGACUCAGUUUCGCUGGAAGUUAAUGAAUCGUUUUUAUUUUUGUAUUCGCUUUACAUUGUUUUUUUUUAAAUAAAGUAGGUAGAAUAAGAAAAAAUAUGUUAUGCACAUUGAA